This is a messenger RNA of Arabidopsis arenosa, 1035 nucleotides long. Lineage: Eukaryota; Viridiplantae; Streptophyta; Magnoliopsida; Brassicales; Brassicaceae. The record is from the annotation of a GenBank genome assembly.
UCUUCUCAGAGUUACAACGAAUCACCACACUCUCCUUUUCGAUUUCAUUCUCCGUUAUCAGAGGGUUAGGUUUUAUUUGAGAGAUCCUACUGUGCCAAGGUUUCAUUCUCGAUGUCAACUAUUUCCUUCUUCUUCCUUUGCUCUUAGGGUUAGGUUUUUUUCUUCUCCAUAUCCUUCAAUCAAUGUGAAAAAAGCUCUCCUUUUUGGCAGUUUCCGAUGUUUGGUCGCCAUUCUCAAUCGGUGAUUAUCCCCAAUAACCAGAUUGGUACCGCCUCUGUUUCCGCUGGUGAAGACCAUGUCUCUGCCUCCGCAACGUCUGGUCACAUUCCUUACGACGAUAUGGACGAAAUCCCUCAUCCUGACUCCAUUUAUGGUGCUGCCUCCGAUUUGAUUCCCGAUGGCUCUCAAUUGGUUGCUCACCGAUCCGAUGGCUCUGAAUUACUUGUUUCUCGGCCACCGGAAGGGGCUAAUCAGCUCACGAUCUCGUUCCGUGGACAAGUGGAUGAUGUGUUGUCGUUGUUGGGUGGUUCUACUGAGCUUGCUCCUGGUCCGCAUGUGAUGGAACUAGCUCAGCAGAAUCAUAUGCCUGUUGUAGAAUACCAGAACCGCUGUAACCUUCCGCAACGGGCACAAUCCUUGGAUAGGUUUCGAAAGAAGAGGAAUUCUAGAUGUUUCGAGAAGAAAGUAAGAUACGGUGUUCGCCAAGAAGUGGCCUUAAGGUCAGUGUAUCAUCAGUCUUGAGUUUUACCAACUUAUGCCAAAAGCUGUUACAAUCCCAAAUUAGUUAGUAUUGAGCUAGCUUUUGUUAAGUUGGAUCUUAACAAAAUACAUGAGUAGUUAGUUUUAAAUGUCACAUUUGAAGAGGCUGGACAUAUUUCUUCCACAUUUCCUGGGAUCAAAAACAUUGUAAUCUUAUAUAGCUCCUUUUGGUGUUGAGAGAUCCUACUGUGCCAAGGUUUGUGUUGUGGAAUGGGAAACUGAUAUGUUGCCAUCUCUUUUGCUUCGUUAAUGGAUGCAUAAAUUGAUUGAAGAGAU